This is a messenger RNA of Rhineura floridana, 6582 nucleotides long. It is a transcript of the gene SLC4A3, whose product is annotated as solute carrier family 4 member 3. Lineage: Eukaryota; Metazoa; Chordata; Lepidosauria; Squamata; Rhineuridae. The transcript is spliced from 24 exons. Gene Ontology annotation, molecular function: monoatomic anion transmembrane transporter activity; solute:inorganic anion antiporter activity. The record is from RefSeq and is a predicted model, not a curated record. Gene Ontology annotation, cellular component: plasma membrane. Gene Ontology annotation, biological process: bicarbonate transport; monoatomic anion transport; regulation of intracellular pH. Bases 547 to 4308 code for a protein of 1253 amino acids.
AGAAUAGCCACUCGCUCAACUGCUGCCUGCUUCGGCGAAAAGCAGCGAGUGACUCAUAGCCGGAACGGCUCGCCACACAGAAUUUUAAAUAAGGGACCAAGAGCAGCCAAUGUGCAGCUCGUCUCUAAGCAGAGCCAGUUACAGCGGAUGGCUGCCUGCAGGAGGAGCAGGAAGCUGCUGCUGCUGCUGCACUAAAGAGGAGGAGGUGGUGGAGGUGGUGUCUGACACAGCCGCCCUACCUGAGCCGCUAGCAGGGAAAUGGACACAUGUUGAGUGAUCUCCAACAGCAGGAGGGAGGGCAAGAAGAGGCCGGUCGCAGCAGCAGCGUGCAUUCGGUGGACCCCUGGCUGGAGGCAGGCAGCUCUCCUUCUCGGCAGCUAAGAGCAGAAUCCUGUGCAUGUCUAUUCAGAAGUAGGUCCUAUUAAGCUCAAUGGAACUUACUCCCAGGUUAUGCCACGCCUCAGACUUACUGGUUGCCUGCUAAUGAAAGAGAAGGGUUGAUAUUUGACCAAACAUUACAUGACGGCCCAUAGAUCUUAAAUCAAGAUGGCAGAUGGAAACACUGCUCCUUUGGGAGGCAUCUUCACUACAGUGCAGCAGAUGCAGGAUGGUGAGGAUGCUGAGACGUCCUUUCCUGGCACAGAGGAGGAGGAGGAUUUGGAUAAGACCUUGGCUGUCGAACGGUUUGGAGACUUGAUCAGCAAGUCUGUGCUAAGAGACCAGGAGAAGCAAGGCCGCAACUACAGCGAGAGCGACUUUGAAUUUCAUCGCCAGACAUCCCACCACAUCCAUCACCCUCUCUCCACCCACCUGCCUCUCCCCUACAAGAAGAGGUCUCCCUACUCUGAAAGAAAGAAGAAGAAAAAACGAAGAAAGACGGCUAUACCUCCCUCCGAUGUCACCCCCCCCAUCCAAGAGGUGGAGGAAGAGGAAGAUGAGGAGGAGGAGGAAGGAGAAUCUGAAGGGGAAGAAGUUCUAGAGAAGGAUGCCUCAGCAGAGUCUGACCUUGAAGCGUCUCCCAAAGGAGAAUCUCAUGGCAAGCCAAAGGCAGGGCUGACAGAAGGAAGCAUUGAGUUUAUCAUUGGGAGUGAUGAUGAUGAUGAAGAGGAGGAGGAGGAGGAGGAAGCCUGUGGUAGCCCAUGUCCUUUGUCAUUUCAUGUGGCAGAGGAAUGCAGUCACCUCUCUCCACUCCCAUGUCUCUCCGAUCUACUGCCACAGAAGGGACUUACCUCUCCCAAGAGCUUCUCUGGGUAUAGAGACAACAGGAUUUGGGACAAACAUAAACUUUGGAAUCAGGUGCCAAGUGGGCAGCGGUCAAGCUAUGACCUGAAGGAGAGGGUGUGUAUCGGCAGUAUGACCGCCAUGGAGAGUGCCACAUACCAGCGAAUCCCCACAGAUGAGGCUGAGGCCCAGAUGCUGGCUUCUGCUGACCUUGAUGAUAUGAAAAGCCAUCGUUUUGAAGAUAAUCCAGGAGUAAGGAGACAUCUGGUUAAGAAACCCUCCCGGAGCCAGACUACCAGAACCAGCAAAAAGCCUUUGGCCUCGAUGUCUGUCAAGAAAAAGAAGAAAAAGAAGAAACUUGACAGGAAACCCCACGAGGUAUUUGUGGAGCUGAAUGAAUUAGUGGUGGACAAGAACCAGGACAUGCACUGGACAGAGACAGCACGCUGGAUCAAAUUUGAGGAGGAUGUGGAGGAGGACACAGCACGAUGGGGGAAGCCUCAUGUGGCCUCACUGUCCUUUCGCAGCCUUCUGGAGCUCAGGAAGACUAUUGCCCAUGGAGCUGUUCUGCUGGACCUGGAACAAACAACAUUACCUGGCAUAGCUCACCUUGUGGUAGAGACCAUGAUAAUCUCAGACCAGAUCAAGGCUGAAGACAGAGCCAAUGUGCUGAGGGCCCUGCUACUCAAGCAUAGCCACCCCAAUGAUGAGAAGGAGGCAUUCUUCCCCCGGAACCAUUCCAACUCCAGCAUGAACUCUAUGGUAGGAAACCACCAUCACCACCACAACCAUGCAGCUGACACUUGCAUGCCAUUGAUGGGAGAAGAGCGCAUUGAGAUGACAGAGCCCAGAAUCCAUGACCCUGACUACAGAGAGAAAAACAUGCACCUUCACAGCUCUGAGGGACAUCGUGGCAAAUACCUCAAGUUGAUGGAGAAGAUUCCCGAUGAUGCUGAGGCCACUGUAGUGCUUGUCGGUUGUGUUCAGUUCCUUGAACAACCAACAAUGGCCUUUGUCCGUUUGAAUGAGGCUGUGUUCUUGGAGUCAGUCCUGGAAGUACCAAUUCCUGUCCGCUUCAUCUUUGUCUUGCUGGGGCCAAGCCAGUCCAACAUGGACUACCACGAGAUUGGGCGUUCCAUCUCCACCCUCAUGUCAGACAAGCAUUUCCAUGAAGCUGCAUAUAUGGCAGAUGACCGCCAGGACCUGCUCAAUGCCAUCAAUGAGUUCCUUGACUGUAGCAUCGUCAUCCCUCCAUCAGAAGUGGAGGGGAAGGAUUUGCUCAAGUCAAUUGCCACCUUCCAGAAAGAACUGCUGAGGAAGAGGAAAGAGCGGGACCAGAAGAAGUCCACCAAGGAAGGGAAUGUCCAGGAAGCCAAAGAGCUCUGUGAAGUGAAAGCUGAGGAAGAAGAGGAGGGCGAAGAGGAGGAUGAUCCUCUGAAGCGCACUGGCAUUUUCUUUGGUGGUUUAGUGCGGGACAUAAAACGCAGGUACCCCAAGUAUCUGAGUGACCUCAGAGAUGCCCUGCACAGCCAGUGCCUCGCAGCCGUGCUGUUCAUCUACUUCGCUGCUCUCUCUCCUGCCAUCACCUUUGGGGGACUGCUAGGUGAGAAGACAGACGGUCUCAUGGGUGUUUCGGAGUUGAUCAUCUCCACCUCAGUGCUGGGCAUGCUCUUUUCUCUGCUGAGUGCCCAGCCUCUCCUUGUCAUUGGCUUCUCAGGGCCCCUGCUGGUCUUUGAAGAAGCUUUUUACAAGUUCUGCCAGAGCCAGGACAUCGAGUAUCUGACAGGCCGGGUGUGGAUUGGCUUCUGGCUCAUUGUCUUCAUUGUCAUUAUUGUGGCUGCUGAGGGCAGCUUCCUGGUGCGCUACAUUUCCCCUUUCACCCAGGAGAUCUUUGCCUUCCUUAUAUCCCUCAUCUUUAUUUAUGAAACAUUCUACAAACUUUACAAGGUAUUUACAGAACACCCACUGCUGAGGUUCUACCCACCAAAUCUUCAAAGAAGUCUGAACAGCAGCACAUUGUCUGCUGAGUCCAUGGCCAUUGACACCCGGAUGCAGCCCAACACUGCCUUGCUAUCUCUCAUCCUUAUGUUGGGAACCUUCUUCAUUGCCUUCUUCAUGCGCAAGUUUAAGAACAGCCGCUUUCUGGGAGGAAAGGCCCGGCGAAUCAUUGGAGAUUUUGGAAUCCCUAUCUCCAUCCUUGUCAUGGUUCUGGUGGACUACACCAUCACUGACACAUAUACACAGAAGCUGAAUGUUCCCUCAGUGCUGUCAGUCACAGCCCCAAACAAGCGUGGCUGGUUCAUCCAUCCCUUAGGCAGCAAGCAGGCUUUCCCCAUGUGGAUGAUGUUUGCUUCGGCCAUCCCUGCACUUCUGGUCUUCAUCCUUAUCUUUAUGGAAACCCAGAUCACCACCCUGAUUGUCAGCAAGAAGGAACGGAAGUUGAUCAAGGGAUCGGGUUUCCACCUUGAUUUGCUGCUCAUUGGUACAAUGGGAGGGCUCUGUGCCCUUUUUGGGCUGCCUUGGCUCACAGCUGCUACUGUCCGCUCAAUCACCCACGUCAACGCCCUCACUGUCAUGAGCAAGGCCAUUGCGCCUGGUGAGAAGCCAAAGAUUGAGGAAGUGAAGGAGCAGCGAGUGACAGGAGUGCUCAUCGCUGGCCUUGUUGGCCUCUCCAUUGUAAUGGGGAAUGUAUUGCGCCAGAUCCCAUUGGCUGUCCUGUUUGGGAUUUUCCUGUAUAUGGGUGUGACAUCACUGACUGGCAUCCAGCUCUAUGAGCGGCUCCUACUCAUCUUCAUGCCAUCCAAGCACCACCCUGAUCAUGUUUAUGUUGUUAAGGUGAAGACAUGGAGAAUGAACCUCUUCACAUGCAUCCAGCUGGCCUGCAUUGUGCUGCUGUGGGUGGUGAAAUCCACUGUGGCAUCGCUGGCUUUCCCAUUUGUCCUGAUCAUGACAGUUCCCCUGCGGCAAUUCCUGCUGCCACGUUUUUUUCAUGAGAGAGAACUCAAAGCGUUGGACUCAGAGGAUGCAGAACCAAACUUUGAUGAAGAUGGAAGGGAUGAGUACAAUGAGCUUCACAUGCCCGUAUGAGAUGUUGGCAUGUGUCUACUGGCCCUGGUUCUUCCUUGGCUUCAUGUGAUGAGCCUUCUUUCCUCAUGCCCUCCUUGAACAGGAACCAACCAGAAGUUGCUUUGGAAGGAUUGUGGACCUGGACCAACUAGUUGUGGCACAGCCCUUCAGGAAGCUCCAGGCCACAAGGGAGGCUUGGGCCAAGCAGAGCAAGAGACACCACCUUCUGGACAGACACAGAAUAUGGGACCAGCCACAUUUCCCCUAAGCAGACCUUGCUGGUGUUGGUGCUGUGCCAAGUGUAGGCCAGAGUAGGUACUUUAGCCAGCUCUAUCAGCCUCCUUCACUCAGAGACAAGCAGACUUCAGUUUUGCUAAAGGAAAAACAGCAGCAGGCCGGCAAAGGCAAAGGCAAAGAUCAACUAGGUACUGCCCGAAAUGCCAAGCCUGGCAGCAUUCAUGCAGAGCUAGCAGAUUGCUGGGGUGGGAGAUUUCACAUAGUCUGACUGGUGUCUCUAUGUUGAACCUUUGCUAUUCAGUCCCAUGAUUGUACGCAUGAACAUUCAACAGCCUGUGGUUCAUAUGCCGUUCUGCAUAAUACCCUUAGCUGAGAUUUUCUGCCCAUGGAAAGCUCUGCCCUUCUUCCAUCUGCAGAAUAGUGGUGAUGGUUGCUGAAGACAGCAAACUGCAGGGUGUGUGAAGAAGGGCCUUCUCCGCCCUGAUUUGCUUUGCAAACAUAAUGCAGGCACUCGUGUAAUAUCCAUGUCCACAAGUGUCUGUGCAUGGUACUGUGCCUGUUCUCACUAUCUCUCAGGGCUGUGUAAAGGUUGCCCAGACAGUAGACAGUGAUUUGUGAAGUAGAUCUCCACUCAUACAGGUAAAGGAAGUGCAGGUAAAACUUGCCAAUAUAGUCUGAAAACCAGAAACAAGCUCAACUGAUGAUUGAAUGAAGACAGUAUGAUCCCCUCACAGUCAGGAAAUCACCCAGAUUUGACACCACUCUCAUGGCUCGCUGCUCUCUUCAGGCCCAGUGGAAAACAGGAACUCCCAACAUCAGUGUAGUAGGCAAGCAGUAAAAAAAAAGCCUCUAUAUUGGCCAAGCCAGGUAUAGACACUAGCAUCGUGGCCUUUGGUAUUUGCCUGAUCACAGAAUAAAAAGCUUUUCCUGUUGUAUCAGACUGUGCGUCAGCCUCCAACCCUCCUUCUUCAGCAUUUCAAGAUUCAUCUUGCUUCUUGCUCUAGCCCUCCCCUCACAGCUCCUGCUCUAAUCUCCAUCCUCUGCUUAGUUAUUGCAUUUCUCAUUCAUGCCUGGCAUUUGCCCCAUCUUGGGCAAGAUUCACCACCACAGUCAAGUCUCCAGAGAGGCCACCAAUAGCCUGCCCUAAACAACCGGAAUGGGGAUGGCUCUGGAGUUGAGGUAAUCCACAACUGUGGCAUGGAGCCGUUGUAUUGUAUGAGCCCUCUAUAGCACUUGAGCUUUCUCUUCAUUCAUCCCUUGACACUUCAAGCCAAUGGCUUCCAAUUCUUGGACUUCCCCCAGCUCUUCCUCAAGCUCUCACACACCACACCCCUGCCACCAGCAGCUGCCUUGUACUCUUAGAACCUGCUACUUUCAUAUUUCCCUUUAACUGCCAUAUAAAGAAAAUUCAGAUUUUGGGAUGGGACCAAACUGCACAAAAUAUGUCUCUGUUUCAGUCCCUGAAUCUGAAUUUUUAGACACAGAAUACUCCCUUGCUCUUCAUUGGUGAAUGGCAUAUACCAGUCCUGGGCACUGCACAGGCGGUGCAUUCCAUGGGGUUGAGCACAUGCACAAACACCAUCAGUGCAAGAAUCCAGAGGAGCUACUCUCUCAUGGGGUCACCACGCGGGCUGUAGUGAACUGCGAUGUCCUGUUCUGUAAAUCUGUUUAUUAGAUUAUGUAUAUGGAAUAAUGGGGUGAGCAAAAGUGCCAGCCAUGACUCCUCCUGUAGCCGGGCCUAGAACCACGUGGCUUAAGAGUUUGGCUCAUGGUACCACUCUGGGCCAUUGCCUGCUCCCUGUCUAUUAAAUGGAGGCUGUCCCUCCCCACCUACCUCAGGGGCUGCCUGCUGAUGGCUGGAUAGUUAUGAGGCCAUAUGUAUUCCUCUACUCAUUCCCAGCUGCCUGCUAGCCUGCCCCACCCACACACAGUGACCUCCAUUGUGCCCUGGGUAGCCAGGAUUAGGAAACCUAACCUGUUGGGGCAAAGUCCCUGGUAUGCUGCCUGUGUGCAUUACGAUUCACCUGAAUGUAAUAGGAAUGGAUAUGGCUGCACCAA